AUGGAAACCAAAGAUCUUAUCGGAUUGUUUGGAGCGUCAGUGAUACAAAAUGUUGGGUUCAUGCUCGUUGUACCAUUCUUGCCUCUUGAACUGGAUGGGUAUGGAGUGCGGGAUACCACUCUUGGAUUUAUAUUCUCGAUCUACUCAGUGGCUUCAAUGCUUGGAUCUCUGAUUAUUGGUAGAGUAAUGAUAUUGUUUGGAAGAAAGACAAUAUUAUUAGUUGGUGUCACUACUACAGGGCUGGCAAUGGUAAUGUUUGGAGCUAUCAAAUGGUUUGAAGAUCCAAGCUUAGUGGUGGCAAUUUGAUUAAUGUCUAGAGCUAUACAAGGAAUAGGGUCGAGUAUGACACUUACUACAUCCUUUGCUAUUAUAUCAAUUUCUUAUGGGGAGAAGAAGCAGAAAUACUUAGGAUAUUUAGAAGCUGCACAAGGAUUUGGAUGCAUUUUGGGACCAUCAGUUGGAGGCGUUAUGUAUUCAUUUCUGGGAUUUAGCAAGAUUUUUAACUUGAUCGGAGGUUCCUUAAUCUUAUUGGUACCCAUUUUAUAUCUCCAGAUCCCAAAGUCAAUCGAUGGAAAUGCACAACUCCAGAAACAACAUCAUGACAAGAGCCAAUGCCAAGAGUCAUUGGUAGAAAUUCAGUCCAGAGAAGAAGAAAUUUCAGAAAUUAUUAAUAAUAAACCCACUUAUCUUAAGCUACUCAGAAUGAAAAAGUUCAUAUUUGUCACAUGUUGAGGAUUCCUUUACUCCUUUGGAUUUUCUUACUAUUACCCGGUUCUGCCUAUUAGGCUGAAAGAUUUUAACUUAGCACCAACAACGAUAUCAUUCUUCUUCACUGUUGCAGCUUCUGCUUAUCUAUUCUCUAGUACAAUUUUGAUGUCAGUUAUUAUUGCUGCAGGAAUCGAUGACAAGAAAAUUAUGGUUGGAUCUCUGCUUCUAUAUGGGCUGAGUGAAUUUAUGAUGGGUCCUAGUUACUUUCUUCCAGAUUCAGAGUUCAUAAUUAUAUUGGGUCUACUGUUAGGAGGUUUAAACACGAUAUUUGUUAUGGUUAGCACUUUGACAAGCAUGGUACACGAAGCAGAAAUUGCAUUCCCAACCCAAAAAGACUACGUCAACGACCUCUGCUCCGGCAUCUUCAACUUCACCAUAAACCUCGGCCUGACCCUCGGCCCUCUCUACGGUACCACCUUCACAUCCCUCAUCACCUACCAAUCCACCUGCACCUCAACCGGCAUCCUGCUUAUCUCCUACUGCCUCCUAUACUACCUCUUCUUCACUCCCUCCUCCAAGCCCAUCUUGACUCAAGAACUCCAGCUCAAAGAAGCCCCUUGCCCUCGCUCAUUUGCUUCAGAUCCGUAAUCAAUGUCAAUCUGUGUGAACUCCUCAG
Messenger RNA from Moneuplotes crassus, 1384 nucleotides. The record is from the annotation of a GenBank genome assembly. Lineage: Eukaryota; Ciliophora; Spirotrichea; Euplotida; Euplotidae.